CUGCGUAACAAGAACUAGAAGAGCACAAGUCAGCAGAGGUUACAGUCACUUAAGUUUGAGGGAAAAAUGUCUAAUGAACUUGACUACAGACCAGUGAUGCUUCUACAGAAUGAUAUCAACCUCAAGUAUUCAAGUCCAAAUGAUGAUGAAGCCUGGUCAAAAUACUUGGAGAAUCCUAUGACAGCUGCCACUAAAGCCAUGAUGAGGGCAAAUGGAGAUGAUGAUGGGGUUGCUGCACUAAGCUUACUCUAUGACUACUACAGGGUCCCCAAGGAAAAGAGAAUUAUUACUCAGGGAUCUACAGGACGCUGUGACCAAGUAAAAAGGAGCUGUAUUGAAUAUGACUCAGACAUUUCAACCUAUGAUAGCACCCAGCUGAUGAGAUUUCUAAAUGACAAUAACUCCUCCACUCACGAGUAUUCAGAAACACAUAAAAAGAACAGCUAUCUAUCUCUGGACUGUCUCAUAAAUCCCAGUAAACUGCCUCUGUCAAGUGGAAAGUUGGAUAACAAUGCUCAUGAUGAUUUCAUGGCAACAUCAUGUGAUGUAUAUGAAAAAAAUCCACUGACUACACUGUUUGAUCCUAUACAUGUGCCACCACCACAACAAAGAUGGCAACCAGACAGCACCUUCAAGGAGGAUACACCAGAGCCACUCAUAUUCAACGAUAUCCUUAGAAGCCAGGCAGAAUCAACCUGCUCAGAAGACUAUAUACCAGGAGAGGCAAAUAGAGACUUUGAAUGCACCCUAGAAUCUCCCAAAGCAAUUCACAUCAAGUCUGGAGAGUCACCAAUGGCUUACCUUAAUAAAGGCCAAUUUUAUCCAGUCAACCUCCGUACCGCAGAAACCAGAAAAUGUGUGCAUUUGACCUCUAACAAAGUCAAGAGCGUGGUCAUGGUAGUAUUUGACAAUGAGAAGAAUCCUGAAGAACAGCUGAAACGAUGGAAGCACUGGCACUCUAGACAGCCAACUGCAAAGCAGAGGGUCAUUGAUGUUGCUGAUUACAAAGAAAAUUGUAACACAGUGGAGAACAUUGAAGAGGUAGCCUACAAUGCUUUGUCGUUUGUUUGGAACAUCAAUGAAGAAGCUAAGAUAUUUAUUGGUAUUAACUGCCUAAGCACAGACUUCUCAUCUCAGAAGGGUGUUAAAGGUGUCCCUCUGAAUCUUCAGAUUGACACAUAUGACUUUGAAACAGGAGUCAAGAGGCUCAUUCAUCGUGCAGUCUGCCAGAUUAAAAUAUUCUGUGAUAAGGGGGCAGAGAGAAAGAUGAGGGAUGAAGAACGUAAACAGUUUAGAAGGAAAGGGAAAUCUGCUGACCAAAAUAACAAAGAUAUAAAGGCAUCUGUUCUUCCAGGAUACAGAGGGUCUGAUUUCACAUAUCUGAGACCAGUGACAGAUAUGGAAACACACCCUGUUUUGUUCAUCCCCAACAUUCAUUAUUCCAAUCUUCAAAGAUGUGGAGUUGUACUUCAGUCUGCUGCAGAUAACAGUGACAGAUUAUCACUUAAAAGAAGCUCUCAGUCCUUCCCUGAAAGUUUUGAAGCACCCCCAUCCAAGCAACAGACAAAUGAAGACCCCCAAAGAGUGUUGUUAUAUGUUCGGAGAGAAACAGAAGAGGUAUUUGAUGCACUGAUGUUGAAAACACCAGAUCUCAAGGGUUUAAGAAAUGCAAUCUCAGAAAAAUAUGAACUGCCAGAAGAAAGGAUCUGCAGAGUCUACAAAAAAUGCAAACGAGGAAUUCUGGUAAACAUGGACAAUAACAUCAUCCAGCAUUACAGCAACCACGUGGCUUUUCUAUUGGACUUGACAGACGUAGAUGGGAAAAUCCAAGUCACACUUAAAGAACUAUAAAGCUCACUAGUGGGUCUUUCAAAGACCAAAAAAAGACUUAAGCACAAAGGCAAAGGCACAAGACCUCAGUUUUACAGACCUCAGAACCAUGCUGGGUGCUUGCACUUCCCGAAUUUAAAGAGCACACAAGUUUAUGCAGCUUGAGAAAGUCGGGAGAGGAGAGUCACAGAUGACUGCUUAAAACUGAAAGACUUUUUGUACACUAAAGACUGACAAAUAUUUGAGAUCCUUAAUCUCCGUAGGAUUUCUGAAGAUAUAUGCACAAUAUUGCCAAAAGAAAUGUUACAGUUGCAGUUUCUGCAACACCCGCUGCUUGUAAAUGGAUGCUCUUGCUUUACUAUAUAUAUUGCAAAAAUAUUUGUCCACUGCUUUCCUCUGUCUGCUGGAACAGAAGGAUGUUUUUUUCAAUACAGUUUUUGUACUGGGUUACUGCAGUUAUUUUAGAUGGGCAAUGAAUUGUCUCUCCCUCUGUGAAAGAACAGAACAAUUAUCAGGUCAAUCAUUCUCAAAGUAAAUGGAAUAAAACCCUCACAGAUCUGCUAUUCCUAUCACAGUGAUUUAAGUUCUAUAACAUCUCCAGGCCUCAGGAACAGUAUGAUAAAUAACCACAUUGUGAAUAUAUUACACGCAGUAAUAUUCAAAACAGAUUUAUUGAUAAUAUUAGUGGGUGAGAUAUUGCAAUACUGGUUUAUGCCAUUUAGUUGCAUAUUCCAUGCUCCAACUGCAGUGUCUCUUUUACCAGCCAUUUUAUUGUGAGGCUACCAUAGAGUAUAAAAUGAGCUGGGUUUUUUUCUUUUUGCUGCUUUGUCAUUAUACUGGCUGUUACAGAAUUAUUUCUGGUUUUUCAUUGUUUAUCACAUAGACUUUUAUUCUAACAACAAAGAAUGCAAAAUACUUUUUUUCAAACAGCUGCCAUUUUUGCCUGAAAUAGCUUUUAAUAUAAUAUGUUACAGUUUUAUACAUUUCUCAUUGUAAAUAUAUAUGUAUAUAUAAAUAUUAUGUAUGUAUGAAAGUAUUGGUCUUUUUAUGUGUUUUAGUAAGCAGCAAUGCAUUUUUGUCAUUUCAAGAACUUGCCUUUUCACAUUUCCUGGACUAUGUAUUUUUUUUUAUAUACCUGUUUAUAAUAAAGGGCAAAUAAUA
Xenopus tropicalis (tropical clawed frog) is the source of this 2991-nucleotide messenger RNA. RefSeq names its product grainyhead like transcription factor 3 (gene grhl3). Lineage: Eukaryota; Metazoa; Chordata; Amphibia; Anura; Pipidae. The record is from RefSeq and is marked provisional. Gene Ontology annotation, molecular function: DNA-binding transcription factor activity. Gene Ontology annotation, cellular component: nucleus. Gene Ontology annotation, biological process: regulation of transcription by RNA polymerase II; positive regulation of transcription by RNA polymerase II.